Messenger RNA from Cynoglossus semilaevis (tongue sole), 385 nucleotides. Its product is annotated as dynein heavy chain 7, axonemal-like. Gene Ontology annotation, biological process: microtubule-based movement. The annotation marks the transcript as partial. Lineage: Eukaryota; Metazoa; Chordata; Actinopteri; Pleuronectiformes; Cynoglossidae. The transcript is spliced from 2 exons. Gene Ontology annotation, molecular function: dynein light intermediate chain binding; dynein intermediate chain binding. The record is from RefSeq and is a predicted model, not a curated record. Gene Ontology annotation, cellular component: dynein complex.
UGGCGUUGAUUGCAUCAAACUGGGAGAGAGUGUGAUAGAAUACUCCGGUGAUUUCCGUUUUUACAUUACCACUAAACUCAGAAACCCUCACUACCUGCCAGAACUGGCCACCAAAGUCUCCCUGUUGAAUUUCAUGAUCACCCCCGAGGGCUUGGAGGACCAGCUGCUGGGGAUCGUGGUCGCAAAGGAGAGACCAGAGCUGGAGGAGGAGAGAAACGCACUGAUCCUUCAGUCAGCUGACAACAAAAGGCAGCUGAAGGAAAUUGAGGAUAAGAUCUUGGAGACGCUGCAGUCGUCAGAGGGAAAUAUCCUGGAGGAUGAGAGCGCCAUCCAGAUUCUAGACUCUGCCAAAAUCAUGUCCAAUGAGAUCAGUAAAAAGCAACAG